AUGAUGGAGCCGCGACCACCGACCGGAGCCAGUGAAAGCAGCCGUAGAAGCGGGCAGAGUGUUGGCAGCCGACAGAGCCGAAGAAGUGCCACCGUGAGUGUCCACUCCCGGGCAUCGGAGGUGGAUGUGAUGAGAGUUCCUCCAAGACACCGGCCCAUUCGAGAUGGAAGCUUCCUUCCUCAGGCUGGGUCUUUUACCGUGACUGGGCUGCCCGGCUACACUGGAUAUGUGCCUGGCAAAGUGGCCGAGAAUGUGUAUGGCUUGACUUUUCAGAACGCGAAUGAGCGUUCUGCUGCAGAGGCAAAGAUUCUGCGCAGCACUGGGCGUUUGCCCAUGUCCUAUGCAGGACGCACUUACGAUGGUCCUGCUCCUGGUGCUGAGAUUCCGGGCUACACUGGCUUCAUUCCUGGACGAUAUGCAGACAACGUCAUGGGAACCACAUUUGCGAAAGGCGCCGAACUCGCAUUCAUCGUCAAAAAUCAGCAAAUGGCAGAUCGACUUCAUCGAGUCCAGUGUUACCGGCAGGGAGAGAGACCCGUCAGCCGGUCGCGGUGA
Molecule: messenger RNA, 555 nt
Organism: Symbiodinium necroappetens
Lineage: Eukaryota; Dinophyceae; Suessiales; Symbiodiniaceae
Source: the annotation of a GenBank genome assembly